GCAUACAAACAAAACCCAUCAGACCCUUUCGCAACAAAAGAGACGGAGAUCAAGAGAGAUAGAUAUAAAACUCACAUAACCAACCGCUUCGCAAUUUUUAAACUACUUCUUCUCUCUUUCUCACUCUCUCUCUUUUUCUUGUCCCGCAUUUUUUAAUUUCUCUCUAAAAUCAAGAUUUUCAACUCCAUCGGAACCGGAAUCGGAAUUUUAUCGGUCUGGAUUCCCUUCCUCUCCGAUUACUCCUUCUCUUCCCGUUAAUUCACGGCAGUACUGAAAUUUCCCUCCUCUAUCUAAAUUCAAUUUCAUUUCCUUUUAUAGAAACAAAAUCAUGCAUAUUAUUUUCUCCGAUCUGUUAUUUCUUCCUUAAUUUUUGAUUUGUGAAUAAAAUUUACUCUAUGCAUCAUCUCUGUUGUAUUUCAACCGUAUCAGAUCAUUCAAUGGCAAUCUCGUAUAGAUCCGACCCGCAUACCCGAUCUCUUAACGAGAACCACACUUCUCAUUUCAACGCCAACGACUGCAUUAACCACAAUAACACCAACGGCAACAACAAUCACGGUGUCCUUCUCUUGACGAACAACAAUAACAGCCGCAGUCAGCGACACUUAACGCUGUCGCUUUCGUCACUAACUGCAAAUGCGGUAUCGCUUCCUCGUGAGCAAGUCGACGUUAUAAUUAACGAUAUAGUAGGUAACGGAAUCUCAGGAGUUCUGUAUAAAUGGGUGAAUUAUGGUAAAGGAUGGAGACCUAGAUGGUUCGUCUUGCAGGACGGCGUUCUGUCCUAUUAUAAAAUUCACGGCCCCGAUAAAAUCACCGUUAAUCGCGAAACGGAAAAAGGAUCCAAAGUCAUUGGUGAAGAAUCUAUGCGACGAAUCUCCAAACCUAAGAUUUCCAAUAAUCAACCUAAACGCAAUCCGGUCGGUGAAAUCCAUCUUAAGGUAUCGUCGAUCCGCGAGAGCAGAUCAGAUGAUAAGAGAUUUUCGAUAUUUACGGGAACGAAACGGCUUCAUUUGCGAGCAGACACGCGUGAGGAUAGGAUAACAUGGAUGGAGGCAUUGCAGGCUGUAAAGGACAUGUUUCCACGCAUGUCAAACAGUGAAUUGAUGGCUCCUAUAGAAAAUAUUGCGGUUUCUACUGAGAAACUUAGGCAGCGUCUUCACGACGAAGGGGUUAGUGAAGCGGCUAUUCAGGAUAGUGAGCAGAUAAUGAGGAAUGAGUUUUCUUCUAUGCAGAAUCAGAUUUUGCUGCUUAAACAGAAACAGUGGCUCCUCAUUGAUACAUUGCGGCAGUUAGAGACUGAAAAGGUUGACCUGGAAAAUACAGUUGUUGAUGAGAGUCAAAGACAGUUCAAUGAUAUAGGGGCUUCUUCAUUCUCGAGACAAGACAAGUCCAGUGAAGCAAGUGGAUCUGAAUCUUCUGAUGAUAAUGAAAGAGUUGAUGCUGCAGAGGAAGAAACGGAUGACGAAGAGAAUACGUUCUUUGAUACUCGUGACUUUCUAUCAUCAGGUUCCUUCAAAAGCAGUGGAUCUGAAUUUCGGACAUCGUCUUUCUCUUCUGAUGAUGAAGGGAUUUUCCCGGUUGAAUCAGAAGAUGAUAUUGAUCCUGCUAUUAGAUCUGUUGGGAAAAACUAUCCUCGUGUUAAGCGGCGUAAGAAGUUACCUGACCCAGUUGAGAAAGAGAAAGGUGUUAGCCUUUGGUCAAUGAUUAAGGAUAACAUUGGAAAGGAUCUCACUAAAGUUUGCCUUCCGGUUUACUUUAAUGAGCCUCUUUCUUCUCUGCAAAAGUGUUUUGAAGAUUUGGAAUACUCGUAUCUACUUGACCGAGCAUACGAAUGGGGGAAAAUGGGUAAUAGCCUGAUGAGGAUCCUUAAUGUGGCUGCUUUUGCUGUAUCUGGAUAUGCUUCAACUGAAGGAAGGAUUUGCAAGCCAUUUAAUCCGUUAUUAGGUGAAACAUACGAAGCUGACUACCCAGAUAAAGGCCUUCGGUUUUUCUCUGAGAAGGUCAGUCAUCACCCUAUGAUUGUUGCAUGUCAUUGUGAGGGUACGGGGUGGAAAUUUUGGGGAGAUAGCAAUCUGAAAAGCAAAUUUUGGGGUCGCUCUAUUCAGCUUGAUCCAGUCGGUGUAUUGACUUUGGAAUUUGAUGAUGGAGAAGUUUUUCAAUGGAGUAAGGUUACGACAUCAAUAUACAAUCUCAUAUUGGGAAAAUUGUACUGUGAUCACUAUGGUACAAUGAGGAUAGAGGGAAAUCGCGAAUAUUCAUGCAAACUGAAAUUUAAAGAGCAAUCCAUCAUAGACCGAAAUCCUCACCAGGUUCAGGGAAUUGUUCAAGAUAGGAGUGGUAAAAGAGUGGCGACUGUAUUUGGAAAAUGGGAUGAGAGCAUUCAUUACGUCAAUGGUGACAGUUCUGGGAAGGCAAAAGGAUUUGAAUCCUUACAAGAUUCCCAAUUGAUAUGGAAACGAAGCAGGCCUCCACAAUUUCCAACCAGAUAUGACUUGACUCGCUUUGCUAUAACAUUGAAUGAGCUCUCCCCAGGACUCAAGGACAAAUUGCCUCCUACAGAUUCAAGGCUUAGACCUGAUCAAAGAUAUUUGGAAAAUGGUGAAUUUGAGAUGGCAAAUUCUGAGAAAUUGCGGCUUGAGCAGCGUCAACGCCAGGCCCGGAAGAUGCAAGAAAGGGGAUGGAAACCGCGGUGGUUUGCAAAGGAUAAAGGAAGCGACGCCUAUCGAUAUGUUGGUGGAUACUGGGAAGCCAGAGAAGAAGGAAAAUGGGAUUUGUGUCCUGAUAUAUUUGGUCAGGUGCCUGCGGAUCAGGUUGAUUAAACUUCAAUUUUCCAAAUUCAUUCUUUCUUUUUUUUCAAAUUAUUUUUGGGGAUAGGUAGUGGACAGCUGCUGCUGUGUGCAGUUUGAGAGAGGUGCCCUCUAUGAAAUCCAUGUAAGUAAUUAAAGAUAUGUCAAUAAAAGAUUUUAAUUCUUUUUUGUUUCCA
Mercurialis annua (annual mercury) is the source of this 2980-nucleotide messenger RNA. Its product is annotated as oxysterol-binding protein-related protein 1C. The transcript is spliced from 10 exons. Gene Ontology annotation, molecular function: sterol binding. NCBI's taxonomy places the organism in Eukaryota, Viridiplantae, Streptophyta, Magnoliopsida, Malpighiales, Euphorbiaceae. Gene Ontology annotation, cellular component: membrane; cytosol; intracellular membrane-bounded organelle. Bases 396 to 2816 code for a protein of 806 amino acids. The record is from RefSeq and is a predicted model, not a curated record.